CCUCAGUUCAAAACUGGCAUGGAUCAUUUCUCUCAGGAUCCUAAUGUCACGGUGAUGCACACUGACUUGGACCAUCUGGAGAGUGAGGAGGAAGAUGGAGAAGUGAUUGAACUAGCAGAUGAAAUGAUUGAGGACAUUGGCAUGGGAGGUGAGGACAGAACAACUGGAAAGCAGACAUUUGGCAACCAGUUUGCACCUGAUUUACCACAGAAAGCAAUACUGGCCCCAGUCAUGCAUGUUACACUGGGAGAAAGGGGCACAAAGUUUGUGGAUAAUGCUUGUGAUGCAGAACCUAAAGAAAUGGACAUUCCAAACAAAGUUCUUGAUAAAGAGAGAGAGAAGGAGCUGGAACAAGUGGGCUUCAGAUUGUCUGAAUUACAGGCUGUGCUGGAGCCAUCUGUGGCAAGUGAACACCAGCCUUACACUGCACUACAAACUCAAAACAUACCACAAAGCCCUGAACUGUUCUCAGUAGUUACCAGGGAACAAAAAGGACAACCAUGUUCAUCUACUCUAGAGCAUCAAUCUCACGUGGAAAUGGCAGGACCUGUAGAAAAACAAGUUGAUGAAAAUUUAGCAAUCCUGUGUAAAAACACAAAAACAAAAGUUUCAAUAAAGAUAGAGGAUACGCCAAAGGAAGAUUCUGAGGAGGAGGAACAGUGUGCAGAGGAAACAGCUGAGCAGGAAGCAGUGGCAUCCUCUGAGAAGGUGGUUCACCUGAAGCAGAUGCCCCCAGGUGUGAUGCAGGAAGAGGAAGUGAAGCCUUCAAAGAGAUGUCCAAAAGUUCACAGUCCUGAUUCUACAGACUGGGAGAUCUUCCUCUAUGUAAAGGUACCCACACAUGUCAAUAAGUAA
Hemibagrus wyckioides is the source of this 855-nucleotide messenger RNA. RefSeq lists its product as uncharacterized. The coding region runs from base 19 to 855 and encodes 278 amino acids. Lineage: Eukaryota; Metazoa; Chordata; Actinopteri; Siluriformes; Bagridae. The record is from RefSeq and is a predicted model, not a curated record. The transcript is spliced from 2 exons.